Molecule: messenger RNA, 587 nt
Organism: Zychaea mexicana
Lineage: Eukaryota; Fungi; Mucoromycota; Mucoromycetes; Mucorales; Lichtheimiaceae
Exons: 4
Coding region: 115-348 (77 amino acids)
Biological process (GO): mitochondrial electron transport, cytochrome c to oxygen
Source: RefSeq, a predicted model, not a curated record
GACCGUGAUUGUGAUUGUCGGAGAAUGACAUCAUCAUAUUGAAUGGGGAUUAUUAUUUUGUCGUCGGGCUAGGCAGCUAAGCCGUUUUUCACUCCCUUAUCCACAACACAUAUAAUGAACGCUCACGUCCUUGCCCGUUCCGCCAUGCGCUCCCGCGUCGCCGCCCGUCAGGUCAUGCGCUCUGAUUUGUAUCACUUUGAGAACUCCAACGGCCAGAACAUUCCUUUCAAGACCACCAACCGUGUCGGUCUUGCUUUCAAGAUGGUCUCCUUUUUGGGUCUUGGUUUCGCCGCUCCUUUCUUGGGUAAGUUCUCUGCGAUAAUUAUAACGGAUUGGGUGGGGACGUAGAACAGAAUUGGAGAUAACUGAUUUUAACUUUCUCUCGCUAUGGUGGUUUAUAUAUCGAUGAUUAGGCGCUGCCUGGCAAUUCCACAAGGCUGGCUAAACAGUAUCUCUCUCUCUCCUUUACAUCAUUUUCACUCCAUUUUAUAGAAAAAGGACGAUUCUUUUUUGUUAAAAUUGCCCAAUAAACCAUCAUAGAGUCUUAUAGACUUGCUUUUUCGUCAACUCGAGUCUGUAUACACCAU